AACCACGGCCCCCUUCGGAUUCCCGGAUCCGGGCAGCACCGGAUCCAAUCCGAUCCGAUCUAAAGUACAUAUGUAUAGUAUAUAGUAUCUAUCUCUCUGUCAGGUGAAAGUAAAUUCAUUGCCUCCCGGCGAUCUCUUUCCAUUGAUUGCCGGACUCCGUAUGGAAUAUGGAAUGCGAAUGGAUUAUUCGAGGUAUAUUCUAUGGGCCAGCGUGAUCAUUAUCGCUGGGUGGAAAGGAAUGAAUGAAGGAAGGAAGGCGUUUUGUGCCCCGGUUUUGCCACUCCCGUGCCCCCAACCCAAGGCACUAUCAUUCAAUUCCCUCUUUGUUACAUUUUUUUUUUCACAGGUUUUUUUUGUUUUUUUUUGUUGGUCCCGGGAGAGACCGUGACCUGAUGGAGUCAUCCUGUCAUACACUCGCGUCUUCAGUGGCGAUUUGGAUCCUUCCUCACCUCACCUCACCUUUCAUAGAUUGGGUUGGGUGGCUGUGGCGGCUGGGGUGGCGACGGCGAACCCCGAUUCAUAUUGUGAGAUGGUGAUAUCUGGUAUUCAUUCAUUGUGGUAUAGCUGG
This is a messenger RNA of Aspergillus heteromorphus CBS 117.55, 568 nucleotides long. RefSeq lists its product as uncharacterized. The record is from RefSeq and is a predicted model, not a curated record. The transcript has a single exon. Bases 243 to 536 code for a protein of 97 amino acids. NCBI's taxonomy places the organism in Eukaryota, Fungi, Ascomycota, Eurotiomycetes, Eurotiales, Aspergillaceae.